GGUGUGCGCAUGUGCAGUGAGGUGCAGGCGCCGGCGUCGGCGCGAGCCCUGGGCAGCGACGAGAGCGCUUCCGCGGCGGGCUCAGACUCAUGAACAUUCUUUGAAAUCAGAGAAGUUGGCACAGUUGAGGAAAAAAUGACUUUUUCAUGAGCUUCUACAGAAUAUGCAAAAGAGCUAAGUGAGAUCUUCAAUGCUUUUGUCCAUGAAAGCUCUUAGAGAAGAUGGCUGAAAUAAGCCUAAAGGAAGUGGCUCUAAUAGUAGGUGUGGUGGCAGCUUGCUACUGGAACAGUCUCUUUUGUGGCUUUGUUUUUGAUGAUGUUUCAGCAAUCUUGGACAACAAAGAUUUGCAUCCUUCUACUCCAUUAAAAAAUCUGUUUCAGAAUGACUUCUGGGGGACUCCAAUGUCCGAGGAGCGGAGUCAUAAAUCUUACCGACCCCUCACAGUUCUCACAUUUCGCUUAAACUACUUGUUCAGCGAGUUAAAUGCAGUUUCUUACCACUUCCUAAAUCUCAUCUUUCACGGGGUGGUUUGUGUAGUCUUCCUCAAGGUCUGUAAGCUUUUCCUGGACAACCAGAGCAGCAUAGUUGCAUCCCUUCUCUUUGCAGUGCACCCAAUACAUACUGAAGCGGUAACUGGAGUUGUGGGCAGAGCAGAGCUUUUAUCAUCUAUCUUUUUUCUAGCUGCAUUUUUAUCAUACACUAAAUCUAAAGGACCAGAUAAUACCAUAGUGUGGACUCCCAUUGCAUUGACUGUGUUUCUAGUAGCUGUUGCAACACUGUGUAAAGAACAAGGAAUUACAGUGGUGGGGAUAUGCUGUGUGUAUGAAGUAUUUAUUGCUCAAGGGUAUACCUUACCAGUUCUGUGGGAUACAGCUGUUCAGAUUCUUCGAGGGAAGGGCAGUAUUCCUUUCUCCAUGCUCCAAACACUGUUGAAGCUCAUAGUCCUAAUGUUUAGUACACUGCUUCUUGUUGUUGUCAGAGUCCAGGUUAUCCAGUCUCAACUUCCAGUGUUUACAAGGUUUGAUAACCCAGCUGCUGUAAGUCCAUCUCCAGCAAGGCAGCUGACUUUCAACUACCUCCUCCCUGUGAAUGCUUGGCUUCUUCUCAACCCCUCAGAAUUAUGCUGUGACUGGACAAUGGGAACUAUCCCACUUGUGGAGUCUUUGUUAGACGUCAGAAAUGUUGCCACCCUUACAUUCUUUUGCUUUCUGGGAUCUUUGGUUGUCUUCAGUCUCCGAUAUCCUGGGGAUUCCUCCAAGACUGUACUGAUGGCACUCUGCUUAAUAGUGCUGCCGUUCAUUCCUGCAUCAAACCUAUUUUUUCCUGUUGGAUUUGUAGUAGCAGAACGAGUGUUAUAUGUUCCUAGCAUGGGAUUCUGCAUUUUAGUAGCACAUGGAUGGAAAAAGUUAUCAAAUAAAAGCAUGCUAAGAAAAAUUUCUUGGGUUUGUUUGACUGUGGUACUGUUCACACAUGCCUUGAAAACACUGCACAGAAACUGGGAUUGGGAAUCAGAGUACACAUUGUUUAUGUCAGCUCUAAAGGUAAAUAAGAACAAUGCAAAGCUAUGGAACAAUGUGGGGCAUGCAUUAGAAAAUGAAAAGAAUUUUGAAAGAGCUUUGCAGUUCUUCAUACAAGCCACACAAGUACAGCCAGAUGACAUUGGUGCUCACAUGAAUGUUGGAAGAACUUACAAAAACUUAAACAAAACUAAAGAAGCUGAGAAAUCAUACAUGAUUGCUAAAUCAUUGAUGCCACAGAUUAUUCCAGGUAAAAAAUAUGCAGCAAGAGUUGCUCCUAACCACCUGAAUGUUUAUAUCAAUCUUGCAAACUUAAUUCGAGCAAAUGAAUCUCGCCUAGAAGAAGCAGAUCAAUUGUAUCGACAAGCAAUUAGUAUGAGGCCAGAUUUCAAGCAGGCUUACAUCAGCAGGGGAGAAUUACUUUUAAAAAUGAACAAGCCUCUGAAAGCUAAGGAAGCUUACCUUAGGGCUCUAGAACUGGACAGAACCAAUGCAGACUUGUGGUACAACUUGGCAAUUGUUUACAUUGAACUGAAAGAUCCAACAGAAGCCCUGAAGAAUUUUAACCAAGCGCUAGAACUCAACCCAAUGCAUAAGCUGGCGUUGUUCAACUCAGCCCUGCUAAUGCAGGAAUCUGGCAAUGCUCAGCUUAGACCUGAGGCUAAACAAAGACUGUUAAAUUAUGUGAAAGAAGAACCACAGGAUGCAAAUGGUUACUUCAAUUUGGGUAUGCUGGCAAUGGAUGACAAAAAAGAUACAGAAGCAGAGGCGUGGAUGAAGAAAGCCAUAAAGUUACAGCCAAAUUUUCGAAGUGCUUUGUUCAAUUUGGCACUGCUUUAUUCUCAGACAGCAAAAGAAUUGAUGGCUUUGCCCAUCCUGGAAGACUUACUGAAAUACUACCCUGAUCAUACCAAAGGUCUAAUUUUGAAAGGAGAUAUCCUUAUGAACCAAAAGAAGGAUAUAGUUGGAGCAAAAAAGUGUUUUGAAAAAAUUUUGGAACUGGAUCCCAACAAUGUGCAAGGGAAACAUAAUCUUUGUGUAGUUUACUUUGAAGAACGAGACUUAAUAAAAGCAGAAAAAUGUUUGGUGGAAACUCUAGCACUGGCACCUCAUGAAGAGUAUAUUCAACGUCAUCUAAACAUAGUUAGAAGUAAAAUUGCAUCACUUAGUGCUCCGGAGCAGUCAUCAGUUCCAGCAGGUGAUACUGCCAUUGCUGCUGCAGAAGAAAAAAAAAAAUCAUUUCAGAAUUCAAAAGAAGUGAAAAAUGAGCAGAAACCGUCCCAAACAACAGCUGGUAACAUUAAAGGACAUUCAAAAAAUAAGAAACAAGCAGAGAAAAACAUUAUGGAAAAAAAAGAGACUCCCAAAAAAUCUACAAAAGAAAUCAAAGAUAUUGAGAAAAAGAGAGUUGCUGCUUUGAAAAGACUAGAAGAGAUUGAACGUAUAUUAAAUGGUGAAUAGCCUUUAUUAUGUCACAAUAGAGUAUGGGGGUGUACUGUUUUUAAUUGCUGUUUAAUAUAUAAACCAACUGGAAGUGAUUUCAGUAUUUUGCAGGUAGAACAAAAUGUUGACUAUCACUUAACAAGAAGCAGAACUCGCAGUAAUGUUUUAUGCAACAAAACUACAACUUUUAAAUACGAGGGGGGUGGAUGGAGAUUGAGGGAUGAUGGGCUGAGAACAAUUUUAAAUGCAGAAUCUUAAAAUUGAGAAAAUGACUCAAAAAUUAUUUGUAAGCCAGGGAUAUUCAGGAACGCCACUUUAAAAGACUCAGCAGAAGAACUGAGUGGAGGACUAAUGGGAUAAGCCAGGCACUACUGCCAUAAAAAUGUGUUUGUAUUAAUGUUUUCUACAUUUCCAUUUGCACAUCAGCAGUUUAAAUUUUCUAUACCUUUGUUCUACAUAGAAAAGCAUUUUUCUAUGUGUUAUUUCUUUCCAGAGCUGAGCAAAAAGUUAGUAAAAUGCCACGGGCAUGGUGUGUAUCCAUUAGACCAUAGGACAAUGCAGCAGCAACACUAAAAUUUUCAGUUGUGUUUUAAAUAUGGAAUGAUACAAUAAUUGUAUUUGUUCUUUACUUACUGCAAAGUUUUGUACGGUUUUACUUGAUAACUCCUAUGGUGCUCUUAAGAUCUUUAGAGUCUACUUUUACUUUUAAAAAAAAUGUGUGUUUUUUCUUCAACUAUCAAACAUCUAGUUGUUUGGGGUUUGGCUUUUUUUUUUUUUUUUAAUAAUAUGCUUUUUUCCAAAAAAGAGGGUUUUUUGUUUGUUUUUUCCCUCAGUUCAUUAAAUACUGGCAAAUGCACUUUUGGUAAGCAGUAUGCUAUGCAGUAGUUCUUGUGAACUGUGUUUCAAUGACUGUGGAUUGACUCCUUGGUGUAGGGAAUUCUUUGUUUAGUAUAAUGGAUUUACUGUUCAUUGGACAGAAUUUUUUGUCUCAUGAUUUUUUAUGACACUAACUUAAGAAUGAUUGCUUAGAGCAAUUUGAUAAUAUUUAAACCACUGAAUUUUGCAAUGUUUAAUGCAAGGAAAUUUGGAUAAGGUCCUUCCAAACACUAAGUUCUUCAUUUUGAUAAUUUGUCAUGAAUGUGUGCUUUUUAUUAAAUAUUUAUUUUGACUACUAAAAUAAUUCCAUUUACAUUUUGCCACUAAUACACCAUUUUUAUUUUCUACAUGACAUUAAUUUUUUUUUGUAAUUUCAGUGUUCCUUUUAUCUUUGUGCAAUGCAUAUUUUUUUUGUUCAUAUAUAUUGCCUAUUACCAAAACCUGACGCUUUGUGUAACUAUUGAGAAAGGAAAAGAGGAGAUUGGUUCAGUAAUAAUUCAAUCAUUAAAUCUAACUUUGCUCUUCA
Molecule: messenger RNA, 4362 nt
Organism: Phasianus colchicus (ring-necked pheasant)
Lineage: Eukaryota; Metazoa; Chordata; Aves; Galliformes; Phasianidae
Source: RefSeq, a predicted model, not a curated record